AUGGCCACUGUCGGAUCGAUGGCGGCAGCAGCAAUAGUCGUCAUGGGAGUAGUAAUCAAUUCUCGCGAUAAAACGAUCCAAUGUGAGGUCGAUGCCCGUCGCGCGAGUCCCGCGGUUGACAGUGCGCCGGCCUUUGUUACUGCCGAGCUGUUGAAGAAGCACAGCACUGAAGACAGUCUCUGGGUAGCAGUGAAUGGUCAGGUCUGGGACGUGACUGCAUUUGCAGCUAUACAUCCUGGUGGAGCCCAAGUAUUGAUAGAUAAUAGCGGCAAGGACGCUAGCAAACUCUUCAACGGAAUUCAUCCUCCAGAUACGCUCAAGCAGCAAGUCGAUCAUGUCCGAUUAGUCGGCCCGCUAGAUCCAAGCCUGGUAAAAAAGCCGGGCCAGGAGCGAGAUGAGGAGCAAGAGCGGAUAGCGGCGAAGCGCGCGACGCUAUGUGGCGUGGAUUCGGUAGUCAGCGUCCCGGACUUUGAGAGAUAUGCCCGCGACCUGUUGACCGAUGAUGCCUGGUACUACUACUCGACCGGCGCAGAUGCGGAGCACUCUAUGCAUGACAACAUGGCAGCGUUUCAGCGGGUGCGGUUCCGACCAAGAGUCUUCCGAAACGUAGCUGAGCCUGAUACCUCGACUACCAUCCUGGGCGUUCCGAGUGCUAUACCGAUAUACGUCUCGCCAACUGCUAGAAAUGGAUUGGGUCAGCCCGAUGGAGAAGUAGCAGUCACGCGCGGGGCGGCCGAUGCUGGGAUCAUGCAGGUGGUCUCGCACUAUGCGUCAAAAUCUUUCGAUGAGAUUGCCGCCGCGGCGAAAGAGGGCCAGAAGAUUGGGUGGCAGGUCUACCUCCAUCCAGACAGAGAGAACUCUGCCAAGGCGAUUAAGCACGCGGUCGAGCUAGGAGCGGCGUCUAUCUGGAUCACCGCCGAUACCGCGAUAUUAGGAAAGAGGGAGCGCGAGCGGCACAUGCACACCAAGCGCGAAGAGAUCCCGCACGGAACGCCCAUGUCGAGAGUCAAGAAGACCUAUGCAACCCAUGACCCCUCGAUAACGUGGGAUGACAUAGCUUGGGUCAAAUCGUUAGCGCCUGGGCUGCCCAUCAUCGUCAAGGGCAUUGGGGCGUGGGAGGACGUCGUGCUGGCUAAGCAGUAUGGAGCGGACGCGGUGGUAUUGUCGAAUCACGGAGGUAGGCAACUGGACACAGCUGCUAGUCCCCUAAAGACAUUAUAUGAUCUUCAUCAGAACCGCCCAGACCUCCUUCACAAGGCCGGACUCGAGGUUUACAUUGAUGGAGGUAUCACAAGAGGGACCGACGUACUCAAGGCACUCUGUCUGGGCGCGAGAGCUGUAGGUCUGGGCAGGCCCUUCAUCUACGCCGCGACAGGCUGGGGGUCCGAGGGUGUCGAAAAGGCGGUAAUGAUACUGCAGGAGGAGAUGGACAUCGGGAUGAAGCUGCUGGGCGUGACAAGACUAGACCAGCUGGGACCGGAAUAUCUCGAUUGUUCCAAGCUGUGA
Molecule: messenger RNA, 1506 nt
Organism: Dioszegia hungarica
Lineage: Eukaryota; Fungi; Basidiomycota; Tremellomycetes; Tremellales; Bulleribasidiaceae
Product: L-mandelate dehydrogenase
Exons: 15
Coding region: 1-1506 (501 amino acids)
Biological process (GO): lactate metabolic process
Molecular function (GO): L-lactate dehydrogenase (cytochrome) activity
Source: RefSeq, a predicted model, not a curated record